Closterium sp. NIES-65 is the source of this 1513-nucleotide messenger RNA. NCBI's taxonomy places the organism in Eukaryota, Viridiplantae, Streptophyta, Zygnematophyceae, Desmidiales, Closteriaceae. The record is from the annotation of a GenBank genome assembly.
GGACCACUUUCUCGCAGUCUGUCCCACCACCCUCACCGUCGACCUCCUCGAGAAGGCCCUCCUCGCAGCGGAGAAGAGCAUAGUCGCUGUAGGUGCUUCUCGUGGUGACCCUCGCACCCCCAUCUUUGAGGGGUUCUCUCCUUCAGACGGUGGUGGUGGUGGCAGCGGUGGUGGAGGAGGCAGCGGCGGAGGUGGAGGCGGCGGAGGUGGAGGCGGUGGAGGCGGCAGCGGAGGAGGCGGUGGUGGUGGAGGAGGUGGAGCUGGUCGGGGUGGUACCCAACAGCGUAGCGGCGGUGGUGGUGGCCAGCGCUCGCAGCGGCAGCAGCAGCAGCGCUCGCGGGACAUCCCUCCGCCUCAGCAGCUUCGUGAGUGGUACGCUGGGCGUCAGAGGGGUGGGGGUACUGGUCCCUGCACCUACGUUCUUCGUUCCAGCGACCGCGCGGGUGAGCCGUGUGGGGGUGCCCACGCCACCCAGCGCUGCUUUGGCCGCCUGACGGACGCUUGGCGUCAGCAGUUCCCUGGGGCUAGUGAGAUCCCUCGCUGGGAUGAGCUUCUAAGGGCUGGUGUAGCGAUCUUUGAUCUUGAUUUUGAUGCUAUCCUUGCUGCUAUGUAUGCUGUGGAUUAUAGUGAGGAGAAUGAGGGUUACCGGUGUUUCCAGCCCGACCCGGGCAUUGGUACUGCUGCGCUAGGUGCUUGUGAGGCUGCUGCUCUAGGUGCCAGUGCGUCUGUGCUCUCAGGUACUGGUGAGACUGCGCUCUCAGACCGCACUACCCUUACGCCGCUCGGCCGGCCGGUUGCGGUCUCCCUUGCUGACCCCUCUGGGGGUCUUGUCCUGUCUCACUUCUCCACUGUCCUCCCGUGUCCGGCUGCCCCUUCGGGCACCCUGUCUGGUCUGUACCUUCCGUCAUUCUCUACGAACUUGGUGAGUGGAGCGGACUUGCAGGAUGUGGGGGUUCACCAGUUCACUCCUGCGAGUCAGCGGGUGACCCACUGCACGGAGGCACGCACAGGCCGACACCUGGCCACGUUCCUCGCGUCGGCCGGGUCGAGUCUCUACACCCUGACCGUUGAGUCUCCUCCUGUCCCUGCGUCUGGUCAGGUGGCUGCGUCGGGUCAGGUGCUUGCUGCUGCGUCCCGGUCAGGUCCUGAGUCUGCCCCCUGUUCUUGUCGCCUCCUGUCUCACGAGACUCUCCUGUGGCACCACCGUCUUGGCCACCCCUCCUUGCCCCGUCUUCGGAGCAUGGCUUCCCGUGUCCUUGUCUCUGGUCUUCCCCAGUCUCUCCCUCCUCUCCCCUCCGGGCCAGGACCUUCCUGUGUCCCCUGUGUCGAGGGUCGCCUCCGGGCUACUCCUCACUCCUCCCACUCCCCCCCGACAGAGGCUCCCCUGCAGACGCUUCACAUGGAUGUGUGGGGCCCAGCCCCCGUCCGUGGGCAGGGUUACGAGCGCUACUUCCUGUUGGUGGUUGACGACUACUCGCCUUGCGCAGCAAGGGUGCGGUCACUGAGGUGCUGA